Parasteatoda tepidariorum (common house spider) is the source of this 552-nucleotide messenger RNA. The record is from RefSeq and is a predicted model, not a curated record. Lineage: Eukaryota; Metazoa; Arthropoda; Arachnida; Araneae; Theridiidae.
CCUAAAACCUUGCCUUCUCAUCCUAAAGUUUCCGAGAUGGUUAACGAAGCUAUCACCAGUUUGAAAGAACGAGGUGGUUCUUCGUUGCAGGCUAUCAAGAAACACAUCGGCUCUCACCACAAGGUCGAUUUGGAACGUCUCACUCCCUUCAUUAAGAAAUACUUGAAAAAAGCCGUCGUCAGUGGUUCUUUAAUGCAAACUAAGGGAAAAGGUGCCACCGGUUCUUUUAAACUCGGCGCAUCCGGCCAAAAAACCAAGGAAGGAGUAAAGAAGCCGAAGAAGGAAUCAGCAACCCCCAAAAAACCAAAAGCCGCAUCUGUGAAGAAAGCCGCAAAACCGAAAGCUAAAGCAGCAGCUAAAAAGCCUGUCGCUAAGAAACCGGCUGCAAAACCCAAGACUCCAAAAAAGCCCAAGGCUAAAGCUGCAACCAAACCAAAAGCACCCAAAGUUAAGAAAAUGAAGACACCCAAGAAAGCAUCCCCCAAGAAGGCAAAGAAAUAGAUACCUGAAAAACACAUUUAAAAAAAAAGGCUCUUUUCAGAGCCAACAAAU